Molecule: messenger RNA, 2322 nt
Organism: Drosophila gunungcola (fruit fly)
Lineage: Eukaryota; Metazoa; Arthropoda; Insecta; Diptera; Drosophilidae
Gene: mRRF2
Product: ribosome-releasing factor 2, mitochondrial
Exons: 9
Coding region: 95-2317 (740 amino acids)
Biological process (GO): mitochondrial translation; ribosome disassembly
Cellular component (GO): mitochondrion
Molecular function (GO): GTP binding; GTPase activity
Source: RefSeq, a predicted model, not a curated record
GCAGCACAAGCCGAUAGCGAUUUAAGGCAAACAGCUGUUGUGUUGUCUUCUAUUUUGCAGCGUUCUUUGUUUUGCUUUAAUUUUAUCAAUUAAAAUGCUUAAAUAUGCUUUACAAAUUAGACCGAAACAGAUAAAUAGGUUUCCCUGGCAGCUGUCCAAUCAAAACUGGAGACGUAGCUACUCCAGUAAGAUCAGGAACAUAGGAAUACUGGCGCAUAUCGAUGCAGGCAAAACAACGACCACGGAACGCAUGCUGUUCUAUGCGGGCAAAACCCGGGCUCUGGGUGAAGUGCAUCGCGGCAACACGGUGACCGAUUACCUAACCCAGGAGCGGGAGCGGGGCAUAACCAUCUGCAGUUCGGCGGUAACAUUUCCCUGGAAUGGCCAUCGCAUCAACCUGUUGGACACACCCGGCCACAUUGACUUCACCAUGGAGGUGGAGCAAUCGCUGUAUGCCGUUGAUGGUGUCGUUGUGGUUCUGGACGGCACGGCUGGCGUGGAGGCCCAAACAGUCACCGUGUGGUCACAGGCCGACAAGCACAAGCUGCCACGACUGAUAUUCAUCAACAAGAUGGAUCGCCCCGAUGCGGAUUUUGAAAAGUGUGUCCUAGACCUCAAGGAUAAACUGGAAACGCAGCCCGUUUGCUUACAGUAUCCCGUAAAAAACGAGCAAGGUCUAUUGGCCAUCAACGAUGUGAUAACCCUUGAGCAGCUCAGCUGGCAGCAAAAGGAUCUGGGGCGGAGCUACAAGAACAUUAAACUGGAGCCAUCAGAUAGCUUGCGCCAGCUGCAGGAGAAGCGCAAUGAACUAAUUGAUCGGCUAUCGGGACUGGACGACGAACUGGCCGACGUGGUCAUCAGCACAGAAAGCUUUGACGAAGUGGAUAAUGCUCUAAUUGAAAGAGCCCUUCGACGGGCCACUAGUCAGCAGAAAGUUGUGCCCGUGCUGCUGGGUUCUGCCUACAAAAACGUCGGAAUUCAGCGACUUAUGGAUGCCGUAAACUCCUAUCUCCCGGCUCCCGAGGAACGCAACCAGAUCUAUGAUUGCUUUGGAACAGAGGUGGCUGGCAAGGUGUUUAAGAUUGUGCACGACAAACAACGUGGUCCCUUGACCCUGGUACGGAUCCUGAGGGGCGAGAUUAAGCGGGGAAUGCGUCUGAUAUCGGCUCGUGGCCAGGCGGAAGUGGUGUCCAAGCUAUACGAGCCAUUGGCCGACGAAUAUCGGGAGGUCAGCGCUGUCCAGUCGGGAGAUGUGGUCAUAUGUGCAGGUCUGAAGUCCACAGUCACGGGAGAUCUACUGACCUCCAGCCAGUCAGCGCUGAAGAACGCACAGAAACGUUUAAAGCAAAGCCUGGGUGCAGCUACAACCAAAGAUGAGGAAGACGAUGAGCCGGAUGAGUUGGACGAGCUAUUUUCCAUCGAUCCGCAAAUACCAGAUGCCGUCUACUUCUGUUCCAUCGAACCGCCCAGCGUAUCCUCGCAAACGGCCAUGGAGCAGGCUCUGCGGCAACUGCAGCGUGAGGAUCCUAGCCUGCGGGUUAGCUACGAUACCGUCACCGGGCAGACAGUGCUCGGCGGGAUGGGCGAACUGCACAUGGACAUCAUCAAGUCACGCAUCUUGAGCGAGUACAAAAUCGACGUUGAUCUGGGGCCACUGCAGAUUGCCUACAAGGAAACCAUUGAGACACCGGCUUUGAACACGCUUAGCGUGGAAAAGGAAAUAGCUGGAAGCAAGCAGAAUGUCAGCAUCACGUUGGAGGUGGUCAAGAAUCAAACUGAACUGUUUAGCUUAGAUAAAUCACCGGAGAACUUGGCAAACCUCAACACGCUGCGACCACGAAUUCUUCAGGUUCUGCGAAAGGGCUCUAUAAGUGCUUUGGAGCGAGGACCUCGUGUUGGUGGUCAAGUGGUGGAUACGCAGAUUCGGCUGCACAAUGCAUCCAUUGGACGUGGCACCGCAGACUCCUUUGUGAUGGCCACGGCUGCCCAAUGUGUUCAAAAACUGCUGAGCACGAGUGGAACCCGCUUGUUGGAACCCAUCAUGGCCCUGCAAAUUGUGGCACCUAGUGAACGCAUUUCCGGCAUAAUAGCCGAUCUUUCACGGCGAAGAGCCCUGAUUAAUGACGUCCUGCCCAAGGGUGAAAGGAACAAGAUGAUUCUGGUGAACGCUCCACUGGCAGAGCUCUCUGGUUACUCAAGUGCCCUGCGCACAAUCAGUUCCGGCACAGCCAGCAUGACAAUGCAGCCAUGUGGCUUCGCCUCCAUGAAUUCCGCAGACGAAUCGCUGGCGGAGCGAAGAGCCCAGGGCCUCGAAUAGUUCGU